Molecule: messenger RNA, 1735 nt
Organism: Triticum dicoccoides
Lineage: Eukaryota; Viridiplantae; Streptophyta; Magnoliopsida; Poales; Poaceae
Product: putative protease Do-like 14
Exons: 9
Coding region: 81-1382 (433 amino acids)
Molecular function (GO): protein binding
Source: RefSeq, a predicted model, not a curated record
UCCAAGCUCCGACCACGACCCGCUCUCCAGCGCGCCGCCGCGCCGCCGCGCCGCCGACAAGGGAGAGGAGAGGAGAGGAGAUGCCGCCGAAGAAGAGAAAUCGGGAGGAAGGGGAGCACCAAGACCUAGACAAAGAAGCCAAAGGUACGUCCGGAGGGGGCUUCGAUGCCCGCGCGGUGUCCUUCCUGUUCGGCCAUGCCACUGACUCGGAGCCGGCGCCGGAGCCCGCUUGCCCUCCAUCCCCCUCCUCCUCCUCCUCCUCCGACGAGAACAAGUCGGACGACGACGACGAUUUCAGCGCGGAGGGCUUGAGGGCGAGGGACGCUGCGCUCAGCGUGUCCAGUUCCGUCGUGUCCAUCGCCGCCUCCACUGAUGGGGAUGCUCCGAACACCUUCGCCUGCACGGGCACGGUGGUCGCUCAUGAGGCCUCUUCCACCUGGAUCAUAACCUCUGCAGCUCUCAUCAGGAAGCCCGAAAGCGACACCGAGGUGCACGAACCUCACGCCGUCAAGAUCGAGGUGCUCCUGAAUAACAAGAAGGUUGUCAAGGGGCGGUUGCUCAUGUACGACUUGCUGUAUAAUGUCGCCAUUGUUUCCAUUGCGCGAGCCAAUCUCCCCGCGGUCAUACUCGACGACCUCCCGGACACUUAUUUCUUGACGCCUGGUCCGGUGGUUGCUGUUGCCAGGAAAUUUGAGACUGGGAGGCUGCAGAUGAAAUGCGGGGAAACGCUCCGUGCAGUUUGCGAGUUAGAUUGCGAUGAACUCAUGCUCAGCACUUGCCAAAUUGAGCAGAAUUUUUUCAUUGGGGGCCUUCUGGUGGAUUUAGAGAAAAGGAUUCUUGGGAUGAAUUUCAUAGACGAGAGAACCACCCCCUUCUUGCCAGUUCAGAUUGUUGGGAGAUGCCUUAGACACUUCAAAGCAUAUGGGGAAAUCAAGCAACCUUGGCUUGGAAUAAGGGGUCGUUCCCUUCACUUGAUGGAAUCAGCCAGACUGGAGGAAAUAUGCCAUAACUUCCCUAAGCCACCUUCUGGAGUAUUUGUGGACAUGAUUCCUGAAGCAACAUCUGCAAAUUGUGGGGGCGUCGAGGUUGGUGAUAUCCUUAAUCAACUUGAUGGAGUUGUUUUGCACUCUACAGCACAGCUUACUUCGAUGCUCCUGGACAAAAUGGAGGUUGUGAUGCAUGAGCGCAGACCGGUCAUCCUCAAGGCACUCAUCCAGAGACCCAAUGACGGGGCAACGGUUGCUGCAGAGUUGAUAGUAGCCGAGCGUCCCCCCGGCGAAUGUCAUACGUUAUUGAACAACAGGUGGAGACUGCCCCCGCCAACAGUGUAUUAUUGGGGCCACCCGGAUAUAUGUGAUUGGGUUGAUGACGACUCUGACUGAUUUUCAGCAGCAGGUGUAGGUUGUUUUACUUCGUUUCAUCGCUGUGCAACAGCUCGGUUGACCCUGACAAAUUCAGCAACAACUCCCAGGCUGAAGAGUUUUGUUCUGAGUAGUAAGUACGAGAAAGAACGGAUCGAGUUAAGAUAAGCUUACUGAAUUAUAUAUGGGCUCGCCUAAGAUAUACCCUCACGCUAGCUUACUGAGUUGCUCGUUGACUUCUAUUUUAGUUUUCUUUUAUGAAAUGCACUAGACGUCCCUAAACUAAUCCGGGCAGAAUUUCUACUAGAAAUGACGAAUGCUUAAGAAAUGUAUGGUUUGUUGAACUUUUGAAAAUUGACAUUCAAGUUCUUCUA